CGGGCAGGCAGGUCUGGAGCCACCCUGGACUUCGCCAAGCAGCUGGGCCAUUUCUUUGUGGAUCAUCCAGAGGAUGCGUUCGGCUCCAUGGGGCGCCUGCUGCACAAGAACUUCUACCUGGGCAACUCCAGCCUGAAGAGGCCGGCCCGGAGCAGCACCAUCCGGAUGACAGCCCUGAUGGAGGACAUUGACCGCCUGGAGGCCCGGCGCGGCUGCCACCGGCAGCACUUGGCCUCCCGCCUGCGCUGGUUCUCCCACCUGUGCCGUGACUGGCUCUUUGAGGUGCCGCUGGGGCUGCUGGCGGACUGCCUGCACGAGGAGCUGCUGCUGCAGUGGUCUGACCUGCUCUUCAAUGACAGCCUCACAGGGGGGGCACUGGCCUGGCUGCCCCCCGGUGACACAGGGUCAUGUACUGGCUGCCUGGUGUACCCCGGAGGGCAGGCCAUGAACCACCUCUUUUUCCAGGACAUGGUGCUGGAGGAGCUGCCCCGUGCCCGAGGCUCCCCGGCGCAGUUUGAACUCAGCGGUCGCAUCUGGCAGGUGGCUGCAGCCCGAGUGGAUGGGGAAGAUUUCAUUGGGGUCCGCUCAGACUAUCACUGCGGAGUUUGGAGGGUGCCAGGCAGGACAGGGACAGCUCCCACCCCACUGCAGGUCAUCCGUACGGAUGUGCCUGCCUCCUGCCUCACUGUCAGCCCUCACCUUCCCGGGGAGCUGGCAGUCUGCACUCAGAGUGGGACCGUCUACCUCUGGAGCGUCGAGACAGGGCUGCAGCAGCUCCGCCAUGACCCCCAGACCAUGUUUUUUCGAGACCAUUCACCCUGGCGCUGGAGCGACUUCACUGCCCACCCACGGGUGCUGAGCUGUGCUGACCGCACCGGCCUGCAGUGCCUGGAUGCCCGGGCCCCCAAGAAAUGCCACUUCGACUUGUUCAAGGUGGGCGAGGAAGCUGGCUGCCAGCAGGGCGAGCGUGUGGUGCUGCCCAUGUACCUGGGCAGGGCUCACCCCUCACAGUACCUUGUCACCACCCAGUUCUCCGUGUAUGUGCUGGACGAGCGGUUGCCACUGGUGCCUGUGCUGAAGUGGGCACACAUGAUGAAGGCCCCCCCACUCUUUGCCCACCUGAUGCCAGGGGAUCCUGGGAGGACCCAUAAGGUGCUGCUCGGCGCAUCCCGCACCCAGGAACUGUUGCUGCUGCAAUACCGGGGGGGCAGCCAGUCAGCCUGCCAGCUGGCAGGGGCUCCACAGAAGCUGCACAGCAUCGCUGGGUGCCUGCAGCACCUGCCCACCCAACUCCCACACCGCCACCACCUGCUCCAGCAGCGCCUCGGAGCCCCGGCUGCAGGGCUGGCCGCCGUGCUGCAAGAGGAUGGGACUUGUGAGACCAUGCUGGUUUUCCAGCUCUCCGAGGCUGGGGAUGUCUUCUGCCAGAGGCUGACCCACGAGGCAGUGCAUCCCCCUGCACCCACCUUGAGGGAUGAGGCCACAACAGCCCCUGGCUCUUCCCCUCUCUUCGAGGCUCCAGCCAGCAGCCCACUGGGCUUGGGCAGUGAGGAAGAAGAGCAAACGUUCUACUUGCCCAACCUGGAGGUGAUUAUCAACGAGGAGGAGGAGGAAGAGGAGAACACAGGCACACCAGCACCCCCAGAGGAAGCUGAACUGCCCCAGGAGCCCUGUGCCAGCCCCCAGCCCACCCCAGCGGUGCCCAGCCCAGCUGCAGCCCUGCAGUACCACCGCUGGUUGAGGGCUCUUUUCAGAGGCUGCAGGGAGCCCCCCCAGCGCUCCUUGCCCCCCAGCCUCAGCCAGAGGCGCCUCUUCACCCGCAAAGAGCUGGAGGGGCCAGUGGGUCCCACUGCCCUGCAGAGGCAAGUGCGGCAGUGGCUGCGCCAGGUCAUGUGGGAAGGGGGCCACAUCCAGCGCUGGGAGCCCAUGUCCCUCCAGGCCCCUGCCCUGCCACGGCCCCUGGAGCCAGAGGAGGGUCCGGACCCCCUGAGCACCCGUCUGACAGCAGCCUGGUCCGGGGACUGGGAGCGGUGGUGGGAGGACAGGACUAGCUUCAGUGUGGCACAGAGACAGCGGGCUCUGCGGGAGCGGCGGCGGCGGCAGAAACGAGCACGGAGCCGGCGCAGUCUCUCGGCCAGUUUUACCUCCUCCCUCACCUACCAGUCGGAGCUGUCCGAGCUCAGCGAUGCAGGACCCCUGCUGCUUUCACCCGGCCGCCCACACGUUCUCUCCCAGGAGAGCUCCCCUCCAGCCAGCAGCCCCCUACCCGGCAGCCCCCCGGCCUCGCCGGCACCCGACGAAGCGCUGCUGUCCUCGCAGAGCCUGCGCUGCCGCGGCAUCCCCAAGGAGCGCCGGAAGACGCUGCGGGACUACCUGUCGGUGUGGGCCGAGGGGCCCCCUGAGCCACCAGAGCUCCCUGGCAGCCAGGCCAGCCAGCUCUGCAUCCCCUCCUCCCAGAGCCAGCUCUCUUCUGCCUCGCAGACCCGCCGCAAGCGCCCACGCAUGGGCUUCUGAACACCAAUAAACCCGCCUGGCACAGCCUCCCA
Molecule: messenger RNA, 2546 nt
Organism: Manacus vitellinus (golden-collared manakin)
Lineage: Eukaryota; Metazoa; Chordata; Aves; Passeriformes; Pipridae
Gene: TAF1C
Product: TATA-box binding protein associated factor, RNA polymerase I subunit C
Exons: 12
Coding region: 88-2514 (808 amino acids)
Biological process (GO): transcription by RNA polymerase I
Cellular component (GO): fibrillar center
Molecular function (GO): RNA polymerase I core promoter sequence-specific DNA binding; protein binding
Source: RefSeq, a predicted model, not a curated record